AUUUGUAUACUGGCAAUGGCUUAUAUAAAUGCAGAAGACCAGUUAGGAGAUUGUAAACAAGAGCAAGUAAUUCUUAUGGCAACCGAAGAGGUGAAACUUUUGGGAUUCUGGGUUAGCCCAUUUGCGCUUAGGGUCGAAUGGGCACUGAAAAUCAAAGGUGUUAAGUACGAGUACAUAGAAGAAGAUAUCUUUAAUAAGAGCACCUUGCUCAUGGAAUUGAACCCAGUUCAUAAGAAGGUUCCAGUGCUGGUUCAUGAUGGGAAAGCGAUUGCAGAAUCCUUUGUUAUUCUUGAAUAUAUUGAUGAAGCAUGGAAGCAAAAUCCAUUGCUGCCUCAAGAUCCUUACGAAAGAGCACUGGCUAGAUUUUGGGCUAAAUUUGCUGAAGAGAAGAUCUUUGAAGGUGCAUGGAAUGCUUUGUGCUCCCGAGGAGAGGAAAAGCAAAAGGCUUUGCGACAAACCAUAGAAGCCAUGGCGAAAAUAGAGGGAGAACUUGAAGGGAAGCAGCAGUUCUUUGGAGGGGAGAGCAUUGGGUAUUUGGACAUUAUAUUGGGUUGGAUCUCUUACUGCCUUCCAGUAUGGGAAGAAGUUGGAUCCAUGGAAAUUCUGAACCCAAUCAAAUUUCCAGCCAUCACUGCCUGGAUCAACAGGUUCCUGAAUCAUCCAGUGAUCAAAGACAAACUACCACCAACUGAUAAGAUGCUUGUUUACUUCCACCAGCGCAGCGAAGCAUUAGCUUCUACUGCUAAUGGGUGAUUAGGGUUUAACUAAUCCUCUUGUCAAAUGUUAUAUGUUUUGUAGUUUAACAAAAUCUCUUGCUUCGAAAAGAGCAUUUGAAGGGUGAUAAGUAUUAGGAUGUGAUUUUGUAACUAGAUGCACCUUCUAAUCUUAUUUUAUUUUUGUACUUUUAAGAGUAAUAAAAGUAUAAUAGUCAAAUAAACUUAAUCUUUUCAAA
Theobroma umbraticum is the source of this 952-nucleotide messenger RNA. RefSeq names its product glutathione transferase GST 23-like. The record is from RefSeq and is a predicted model, not a curated record. Gene Ontology annotation, molecular function: glutathione transferase activity. Gene Ontology annotation, biological process: glutathione metabolic process. Gene Ontology annotation, cellular component: cytoplasm. Lineage: Eukaryota; Viridiplantae; Streptophyta; Magnoliopsida; Malvales; Malvaceae.